AUGGCCCAGUCUGCAGCCACUGUGGCUCCAGAUACCCUCACUUCUGCUCAGAAGAUUGACAUGGUGCAGGCAGAGCUCGAGGUUGCCAAACUUCGACUUCGACAACAGGCGAGAGAGCGUCGAGGUUUGGAAAGAGUUGCCCCUUCUCGAGCAGCUGUACUCCAGAGACUUGCGCCUAAGGUCAUCAGACAAGCACCUAGACCUUCGCUCGUGCGAACCUUCGAUCAAGCACUUGAGUUGGAUAGUCCCAGCUUGGACCACCGCCGAAUCGCCUGGAACAUGAUUCUAAGUGAGCCACACACUCCAAGCACUUCUUCAGUGGCAUCCCUUUCCAAGAUCAUGCUUCGUGACCUUCUGAUGGAGAAUCAUCACUACGGUACAAUGCUCUUACUCCGCGCAAUCAGCAGCUCAGCUAUACACUCCUCGAUGCAGACUUGUAUUGCUGUCGAAGACGAGAACGGUGACCAUGAACUGCUCACUAUCCAUGACUUUGCAGUCACGAGCCACUCAUCUCAGAUGAUACAGCAAGGUUCCUUAUUUGUGAUCAAGGAACCAUUCUUCCGGACUGUCUUGGAUGAAGCCUGUGUCCUGUGCGUCGAUCAUCCGUCUGACAUCCUCUUCUUGGACACCGACAACCCCGUGUUACCUCGUGCUUGGAGAACCAGUGGGAUCGAAAGAUCAGCUGUCCAAUGGAAGCACGCUGGCAAUCUAGCUCUGAGAAGUCAGGAUCCAAUAGAAGCUGAAAGAUGCUACAACAGAGCACUCGCUGCCAUGACGGCAAGUCAAGCAGACGACAUCCUUGGAGGUAUGAUUCACCGCAAUCGAGCACAAGCUCGCAUCUCCCUGGAGCAUUGGGACGGAGCCUACAGCGACGCGAUGACUGGCAUGCGACUUGUACCCCAAGAAGAAGACGGUGUUGCAAACCUCCAAAAGAUGAGGGCCUUUUAUCGAGCAGGCCGUGCAGCUUACGAGCUCGGUGUAUAUGACCGUGCACAUUCAGCAUACACAUCAGUCACCGGAAUUGCGCCCAACGACGUUGACGGUUUGCGAGAACUGAAGCGUACAGAGGCCCGAAUGGCCGAACAAGCAACAGGCGUCAACUUUUGGGCAGCCACUGGCCCUGCAGCACACGGGACCAGGGUAGACCACGCCGAUUUCCUACGCAGAACCGAAGCUCGCCGUACGCAGACUCAUGGACGUGGGCUGUUUGCCAUCGAAAGCAUUGCAUGUGGUGAUAUUAUCCUCUCUGAGAAAGCAUUGGCAUUUGUGCCAUCACCAGCCACACCGAAGAGCUUUCAUCUGGUCAUUCCACCAUCAGCCACCAGGGGGACUUUUGGCACACAGGGUAACAUGUGGACUGCAGUCAUUCAAAAGGUACUUGCUAACCCCAGUAUCGGUCCUAGACUGCUGAGUCUUUAUGCCGGUCCGAAUUACCCUCCACUGGAGAGUCUCGACAUUCCUAUGCUGGAUGGUCGACCUGUCAUUGACAUUUUCCGUGUCGAGAACAUCAUCGAGUACAACUCUUUCGGAUAUGCUCAUGAUGCUGAUCUCACAAGUUUUGGCAAUGCUGCUCUGGCAACUCCAAGUGCGGAUUCGAUGGAUGGAUCUAUGGGCCUCUGGUCACAUGCAUCUGCGAUCAAUCAUUCUUGUCUCUACAAUGCCGAGCACAGCUUCAUCGGCGACAUGAUCAUCUUCAGAGCGACUCGCGAUAUUGCAAAAGAUGAGGAGAUUACCACACUGUACAAGGAGGUGAACGCGGAUUACGAGAUUCGAGAUGCCGCACUUCGCACCUGGGGCUUCAGUUGUGAUUGUAAGCUUUGCGAAGCAGACAGGCACUGCCCUGCAACCACGCAACGCAAGCAUCUGCUACAGCAAGUCAGGGAAGUACUUGGAAGGCUUCCGAUCUUGAACGCUACCCUGGAGCCACGUGCAAUCAUCAUGAUGUUCGAAGAUCUCCUGGCCCAGAUCGAGAAGACCUACCCUGGGGAAUUUUACCAUGGGCUCCCACGGCUUGGAUUGAUCACGCUGAACCGAUACUGCGCAUAUGCAUAUGCACGCAGUGAUACAGACAAGGCACUCGGGCACGCUCUUGCGGUGAUUGCAGCUCACGGUUACACGUUGGACAUGACAGAAGACGAUGCCGAGUUCACUGGAAACAAUGGAAUGUCGGCUCCUCAAGUUGUCGAUCAGUUGAUCAAUGUUGGCAGGCUCAUGGAAAGGAAGGAUCGUGCGGCUUUGGUAAGGAGGCUCAGGGAGAUGGCUCUAGAGAUGUACAUUGUCAUCAACGGAGAGCCAUCGGGAUUUGAGGCGAGAUAUGGCAGAGCUCGAGAGCAGUGA
Messenger RNA from Aureobasidium namibiae CBS 147.97, 2337 nucleotides. RefSeq lists its product as uncharacterized. The record is from RefSeq and is a predicted model, not a curated record. Gene Ontology annotation, molecular function: protein binding. The transcript is spliced from 4 exons. Bases 1 to 2337 code for a protein of 778 amino acids. Lineage: Eukaryota; Fungi; Ascomycota; Dothideomycetes; Dothideales; Saccotheciaceae.